UCAAGGUCGCAACUACUAGAAGCAUGUCCAUGGGAGGGUUUUGGAAUACUACGAAGGUUAACUACAGUGAUGAAACUAAAAAGUUUUUGAAGGACCUUGUGAAAGAAUCAAAAAUUGCGAAUUUUUAUCGUCAGUCAAUAAGUAACUCAAUUGAAAAUGGGGAAAGCCUGAGCAUAAAUUUUAAAAAGACAUGCAAGGUUGGGAAAAUUUCACUCUCAGAACAGAAAAAGAAACUGAUUAAGAGGACUGGGAGGCCGCAAAGAAGAACGAAAUCACUGAUAGAACUUAGUGGUGCAUACGACCCAGUUCCAUAUAAACCGUCUCCAAUUACACUAAAUACAGGAGCCGCUGAGAAACUGCGUUUAGCACAUUUAAUGACAUAUGGUGAAGAGCCUACAUGGAAAUCACUGCAAAAUGAUCAAAUCAAAGAUGGAAGGUUAGAAUAUUUAGGUCGUCGUAUACUGAAAUAUCCCAAAGUCAAUGGUGAUGAUGAUUAUGAUGAUAAGCAAAUUGAAACCAAUAAGGAUAGAUUUGAAGAACUAAUAGAUGAAAUUAAUGAAAGAAGUGAAUUUUUGACACAAAUGAGAAAACUUGGACGACUUAAAGAAUAUCAAACAACUGUUGAAACAGAAAUAUCUCAAUGAGAAGACGUGACCAGUGGAGUCCAAUCUGCGUCAGAUGAAGACACUUAUCCACCUCAGACAAUGGAUGAAGGGUUGCGUAUGAUCAUGGAUCGAUUAAAGUUAGACUGACUUAGUUGUCUAGAGAUGAAGCGUCCGCACGUAGGACCGAAGGUUCACGUGCGGAAUCAUGAUUGCGCACUGCUGAGGGGUUCCAUACUAGGAGGAAACGGCCGUCCAUUGCCUUCGGGUUUUCAAUGGUGAUCUUGCUUAGAUCGACUCAUAAAUUCAACUAUUAAAAAAGAAAUAUUAGAAAAACUUAUCAUUUAAGUAGGUUUCUAUCUUAGAGGAUUCAUUAGUAAAUAGAGUUUGAAGAAACUAUGAAUAAGUGAUCUCUAAGAAGAAAAUUAACCGUAGGUAGAUCAUCAGUUAGUUUUUCUCAAAUUAACCUUAGUUACAAAUCAAUAUACUAUUGUACCUUUAUUAUGUACGCUUGAGCAUUGCUUACUACAUACUCAUGUAUUCAUUCUGCUAGCCUUGCUUACUAUUAAUCGCUUAAUUGAUUCGAUAAUUCAUUCAUUUCCAUUUGUAUAUAUAUGUACAUCUUAAUCCUGUUCAUUGACUCGCUUAUUCACUGUACUCGCUUACUCGCUGAUUCGAUCCAUCGAUCUCUCGUUUGCUUUGCGGCACUACUCUUUCAUGUUUGCUUAACGUGCAUGUAAUUUUGGAUAUCUGUGUUGUGGUUCAAUAAUAAACGCAAUCAACACUUUGUAUUCGUCUUCUGAUGAUUUAUACACAGUUGGAGCGUUAUCGAGUAACGGUUAUCCUGACAAACAAUAUACUAAGUUUAAGCAUAAUAUCAAAUACCGACCAUCAUCAUUUCACUAAUACUUUAGUUAAUAUCAUUUUUAAUGAAUAUAACCUGAUUAUUAUUUUAAGUUGUUCUUAGUUCAUUGAUAUUAUUAUAUGUUCCCCCUAUUUUCUUUAUAUAUUCUUAUGAAUAAUAAUAAUGAAGUUAAUACGUGAAAUGGAACAAAUUGAUUUGAAACGAACCAAACAAAUGAAUCAAAGUGAUCUGAACAAUUGAUUUCUUUGAUCAGAAAUCAAUCAGAUUGGCAAUGGAUACAUUUAUAUAAACAUAUCAGAACCCAUAAUGUAAAAAAUAAUUAUUUUUCCUCUUCUCGAUCUCUCUUUCUUUCUCCCUCUCUCUGUCUCCCUGUCUCUAUCCCGAAAACCCACUGUAUUAAUGCAUAUACAGUAUAUUUCUGAUUCAAUAAUUUAAUGUUUUGUCAAACUAUCAGUCUUAUCAUUGACCUAAAAAACGUUAAUAAAGGUUUAUCUAACUCUAGUUAGAUCGAAAGAUUUUAACAAAAUAUACAUCCC
Molecule: messenger RNA, 2003 nt
Organism: Schistosoma rodhaini
Lineage: Eukaryota; Metazoa; Platyhelminthes; Trematoda; Strigeidida; Schistosomatidae
Source: the annotation of a GenBank genome assembly